ACCGAGCCCGGGAAGGCCGGGGGACACCGAGAGCUGCAGUCUGGGCGGGAAGGAGCCUGCACAGAGAAGGCCUGCAGCCCUGAGCCGCAGAAGGCCGGGCAGACCGGCAGCGUGGAAAGCACGGCUCCCUCGGAGGAGAGGGGUGCGGUGCACGGGGCAUUUGGGGUCCCCGAGAAGGGAGGCGAGGAGGUGCAGCCCCACGCAGCCCGGGAUCUGGGAGCCUAGCCGGGCGAGGAGGGCAGAGUCUUGGAGUCCGGGCUGCCCGUGGUAGCUCUUGUCCUUUGGCACCUAAGAUGCACCAGGCAGUUGGGUGAAGUUGAAAUCUGUUUUCAGGGGGGGGCAUUUAAGUUUCCUAUCCCAGAAGCCUGGGGGCUGGGGAUGGGCCGGGGGUCAAGUUCAGCUCCAUCCCAGGGGCAGGAGGAAGUUGGCGGUCAGAUUUCUUUGCUCCCGGAAAUCCAUGGGUCAGGGAGGCUGAAGAAGCCUGCCCAGGUCUGCCGGGUGCCCGCAGCACCACUGGCAGGGCAAGUGAUGCCAUUUCUCUGUGGGCACAAAAUGAGUGUGAAGUGGUUAGCCAGACCAGGAGCUCACCAAGGAGCGUCCAGCCGGCUGCUCUGAUGCCGAAGGGGAGGCAGAAGGCGCCACACUCGGAUGCCCCCCUGGGCCCGCCCACCUGCCUCUGGCUGGAGUUCGCUGGCCUCUUCUUUCUGGUCCCUUGGGCCACGGGUGUGGCAACACCAGGUGGGCCCUCGGGCCACAGCCCAGGGGGGCUCAGCUGGGCUGUGCACCUGGACAGCGGGGCAGGCGAGGGGCUGAAGAUGUUGGAGCAGCAGGCUGAUGCCUUGGCCCAGGCCGCGGGGCUGGUGAAUACCGGCCGCAUUGGGGAGCUGCAGGGCCACUACCUCUUCGUGCAGCCUGCUGGGCCCAAGCCGGUGGAGGUCAUCCGGCGACAGGCAGAGGCUGUGCUCGGGAUGCACAAAGCCGUGCGUUGGCACUCAGAGCAGAGGCUACUGAAGCGGGCCAAGCGCAGCCUCCACUUCAACGACCCAAAGUACCCGCAGCAGUGGCACCUGAAUAAUCGGCGGAGCCCUGGCAGAGACAUCAACGUGACUGGAGUCUGGGAGCGCAAUGUCACUGGACAAGGGGUGACAGUGGUGGUGGUGGAUGACGGCGUGGAGCACACCAUCCAGGACAUUGCACCCAAUUAUAGUCCGGAAGGCAGCUAUGACCUCAACUCCAAUGACCCUGACCCUAUGCCGCACCCUGAUGAAGAGAAUGGCAACCACCACGGCACACGGUGUGCGGGGGAGAUCGCUGCGGUGCCCAACAACAGCUUCUGUGCUGUGGGCGUGGCCUAUGGGAGCCGCAUAGCAGGUAUCCGGGUGCUGGAUGGACCCCUGACCGACAGCAUGGAGGCCGUGGCGUUCAACAAGCACUACCAGAUCAAUGACAUCUACAGCUGCAGCUGGGGACCAGAUGACGAUGGAAAGACGGUGGAUGGCCCCCACCAGCUCGGAAAGGCAGCCCUGCAGCAUGGAGUGAUAGCCGGCCGCAAGGGUUUCGGCAGCAUCUUUGUGGUUGCCAGCGGCAACGGAGGCCAACACAACGACAACUGCAACUAUGACGGUUACGCCAACUCCAUCUACACGGUCACCAUAGGUGCCGUGGAUGAGGAGGGCCGGAUGCCAUUCUACGCAGAGGAGUGUGCCUCUAUGCUGGCCGUCACCUUCAGUGGUGGGGACAAGAUGCUCCGGAGCAUUGUGACCACUGACUGGGACCUCCAGAAGGGCACAGGCUGCACGGAGGGCCACACAGGGACCUCAGCCGCAGCCCCCCUGGCAGCCGGCAUGAUCGCCCUGAUGCUGCAGGUGCGGCCCUGCCUCACCUGGCGCGAUGUCCAGCACAUCAUCGUCUUCACAGCCACCCAGUAUGAGGAUCGGCGAGCAGAUUGGGUCACCAACGAGGCUGGCUUCAGCCACAGCCACCAGCACGGGUUUGGCCUACUCAACGCUUGGAGGCUGGUUAACGCAGCCAAGAUCUGGACGUCUGUCCCUUACUUAGCCUCCUAUGCCAGCCCCAUGUUAAGAGAGAACAAGGCAAUCCCCCUGUCUCCCCACUCGCUGGAGGUCCUCUGGAAUGUCAGCAGGACGGACCUGGAGAUGUCAGGGCUGAAGACACUGGAGCACGUGGCGGUGACAGUCUCCAUCACACACCCUCGGCGGGGCAGCCUGGAGCUGAAGCUGUUCUGCCCCAGCGGCAUGAUGUCCCUCAUCGGCACCCCACGCACCAUGGACUCGGACCCCAACGGCUUCAAUGCCUGGACCUUCUCCACCGUGCGGUGCUGGGGAGAGAGGGCCAGAGGGACAUACAGACUCGUGGUCAGGGAUGUAGGAGACGAGGUAGCCCCAGCUGGCCUGCUCCAGCAGUGGCAGCUGACCCUCUACGGCUCCACAUGGAGCCCUGUGGACAUCAGAGACAGGCAAAGGCUGUUAGAAAGUGCCAUGAGUGGGAAGUACCUUCGUGAUGACUUCACCCUGCCCUGUCCUCCCGGGCUGAAGAUUCCUGAGGAAGACGGUUACACCAUCACCCCAAACACCCUCAAGACCCUGGUGCUGGUGGGCUGCUUCACCGUCUUCUGGACCGUUUACUACAUGCUGGAGGUGUACUUAAGCCAGAGGAGUGUGGCCUCUCGCUUGGCUUGCAGGAGUGGGCCCUGCCACUGGCGCCAGCGCAGCCGGAAAUCCAGGGAAGAGGGCACAGAGCUGGAGUCGGUGCCGCUUUGCAACGGCAAGGACCCGGACUCGGUGGAGACUGAGCGUGAGGGCCCCCUGACCUCCAGUCUCCUUGGGCCAGACCUGCUGGGUCCGGGGGACUGGGACCUAUCCCCAGGCAGGAGUGCCCAGAACUGUCUCUGCCAGCACCUGCCCCCCGACCUACUGCAGGGGAAGGAGGAGCAGAUUUGCUGACCCAGGGCUGGACAGCCUCCAUGUGGAAAGGGCUCUUCCUCCCCCUGGACUAGGGGUGCUGGGGAAGCUGCUUGGACUCCCAGAGGGUCCGGGGAGAGGGUAGCCCCAAGCCUCCUACGGAAUCCAGGGCCCUGCCAGCACAAGGGCAUUCUUUAGGCACAGGUGGCUGAGGAACGCUGGCAAGUGGCAGCAGCAACAGGGCCUUUCAGCCCCACCAGGGGUCCACCAGGGGAGAAGGCCUACCCCCUUGGCAGGCUGCCCCCCUUCGUUUCUCCUGGGUGGGGGCCUUAGAGCCCCUGACUGUGUUGGUAAGAAAGCACUGCCAAGGGCCUGAGAAGCAUCUCAGAGGAAGCAUCAUGGGGAUCACCUGGGAGUAAGGCUCGGGGCAGAGUCGGAGUGCACAAAUGCCUGUUUUCAGUGGCCCAAAACAGACUUCCUCUCCCUCCUUGCCCACCUGCCUGCCCCAGCCUUGGACCUGGGAUGCAGCCUAGCACAUAUGCCCUGAACACAGCUGCUUCCACCAUCCUGGAUCAGAAGUCAGCCUCAAACACACCCCCAACUCUCACACCUUGGCCUCUUCCUCCUAGAAGCUCUGGGGAUGCUCCUGGCAAAGGGGGUUGGGGGCGGACCCCCUGCGUCUGUGCUGCUUCAAAGGGGGUCCACAGCAGGGCAGGGCAGGGCGAGGCGGGUGUUGCCCUGAGCUCCAGCCUUCCUCAGCAGAGUGCUCAGGGAAAUGGCCUCUCCCACCAGAGGCCGGGCUCAACUCCCACCCACCUGUGGCCUGUCCGCCACUGCUGAGCUUCUUGGUUGAUCUGAAUGGGUGUGUUUUGUUUAUUUGUUUUUUAUGCUUCAGGUUUGAUUUUUCUCUUUUUUUUUUUUUCACUGCAACAUUUUGUUGAAUUUUUUUUUCCUGCACAGCCUUUUCCAAAAUAGAAACCGUCCACACAGUC
Molecule: messenger RNA, 3913 nt
Organism: Erinaceus europaeus (western European hedgehog)
Lineage: Eukaryota; Metazoa; Chordata; Mammalia; Eulipotyphla; Erinaceidae
Gene: PCSK7
Product: proprotein convertase subtilisin/kexin type 7
Exons: 17
Coding region: 615-2963 (782 amino acids)
Biological process (GO): protein processing
Cellular component (GO): Golgi membrane; trans-Golgi network
Molecular function (GO): serine-type endopeptidase activity
Source: RefSeq, a predicted model, not a curated record